CACCACGAAUACAAACAAAAACAAAACGAUUCAUUCCCAUUUAGACAGACGUGAAUGCUUAGCUGAGUUAUUUACUACUAAAAAACACAAACAAUGAUAGUUUUAAUAAGCUAGGGACACCUUUCGAGAGCCUGAACUUCUGAUUAAACGAUGAGAUUUAGUGAAGUUGCGUCAGAGUUGUUUUAAAAUGGGAUAUUGAUGAACGUAAUUGUUAUCAAUGGGUAAUUAUAGGUGUGAGAUUAUACGUACGUUGUGGGCGUAGCUGAGAAUAUUUAAUCUUUUCUCGUUUGCCAAGAACUUCUACAGAGCAUAAUGGCUGUCAUGACAGCAAGUGUGCUGAACAAUUUUGCGGACUUGGCUCUUUCACUUCCGACUCCGUCCUUAGAAGCAACUAUCAAACAGAAUCCUUCUAUUGUAGACUCUACAGGCUAUGAUGGGAGAACGGCCCUGCAGAAGGCGGUAAUGGUGGGGAAUCUGCCAGUGGUGAGAUUGCUUCUUCAGUAUGGAGCAGACCCGAACCUAAGAGCUCAGUCAGGCGAGACUGCAGUUCAUGUUGCUUGUUGUCGAGGCUUCCUGAACGUGGUGGUCACGCUGUUCAAGCAUGGAGGUGACCCCAUGAUUUUGGAUAGUGCCGGGAGAGUUGCGGUACAUUGUGCAGCCAUUGCUGGAUCCCUGUUGUUAAUACAGUAUUUAGCUGAAGUGUGUGAGGUUAACCUUGAGGCGGAGGACGCCCGUGGCUGCACCCCGUUGCACAUUGCAGCCGCCUGUGGUCAUCUGGAUCUUGUGCAAUAUCUUGUGAAUAAGAAAAAAGUGAAUCGUACAAAAGUGGACAGUGAGGGUAACAGCGUGUUGCAUGCCGGAGCUGCAGGUGGGGUGUCGGGAGUGUGCUGGGCGAUCACAUACCCAGGUGCUGAAAGCCUCCUUACAACUCACAAUGCUGCUGGUCUUACGCCUACUCAGGUUGCGCAGGCCUCGCUCUCUGUCUCCCCAGACUGCCGCAAGUGGCUGGAGAAGUGGACACACCAGUACUCUCGAAGCGGAGCGGUUGAGUCCCCUCGCUGGCCCUGGCUCAUACAGCUGUUAACCCCCGUGACCUUGUUCUAUAUUGGCAUUAUUCUGUCUGUCCUGGCAAUGCCCCAUCACCAGUGGAUGGUCGGAGCCCCGGUGUUCAUUGUGGCUCUGACGGUGAUGGCCAGACAGCAACACCGCAUGAAGCAUCCAGUUAGAUGGCCAAACCCCAUAUACCUUGGAGCAUAUGGAGGAGGACUCUUUUCUACAAUAGCGUGCUACAUCAUCUCAGUGGAAGCUUACCGGCAUGAAUAUCUCAUUGUAUCGCUUGUGAUGUGGAUUGUGGCCGGCUUUCAUAUAGGACUCUUUUACAAACUGAUAACAGGUGAUCCAGGUAUAGUACGUGCUGAAGGGCCACUUCAGGAGGUGCUAAGAGGUGUGGGUGAAGGAGUGGUCCGGGGCUACUGCUCGGAGUGCCAGCUCGCCAUGCCCCCUCUCUCGCAUCAUUGCCGCCUGUGCGUCAAGUGCCACCAUCAGAUGGACCACCACUGCCUGUUCCUCAAUACUUGCAUUGCGUCCAACAACCACUGGCACUUUGUUGUGUUCGUGAUGACAAAUCUCUUGCUGAUGGUGGGGUUCGUGCAUGGGGCGUUCAUUGCCACCAUGCCCAAAACAGACGAAGGAGACUGGGUAGAGAGGCUGUUAGCGCAUAUUUUGUAUCUCCUGAAUGAAAAUGUGUGGGCCCUGCUAAUGAUAAUAUGCAAUGUUGUCUCCUUCGUAUGGGGCUUCCAUCUUUUAAAAGGCCAGUUCAAAGUCAUUGGGUCUCAACAAACAACACUAUGCCGCCUAAAGCUUGGAACCCCUUUGGCCAAACUGACGAUGAAGGAGAGGAUGAAGAACGUGUGGAGUUUCCUUGUUCGCGGCAGAGUUCCGUUAAGCAAUCAGACUCAUUACUUCAACCAAGUCUAGCUCUCGGGUGUUACGUAGUAGUUUUAUUUUGACAUGUCAUGUUUUUUUUCUUUGUCUUUUCUCUAUAGCACAAUGCUCGUUUUAGAAUUAUGUCAGGGCAGCCAAGAUGAAAGUCCUCCUUCCUUACAAACUCUGUGUGUGUUUUACCUGAAUAUUUUCUUGAAUUCUUACUCAAACUGUGUCGUAUCAAAAACGUGGCUCGGAUUUGUAAUGCAUGCUGAGCCACUUCUGCUUUAUGUAUGUUGCAUUAUGUGUAUUUCAUUCAUAGUUCACAUGUGUAUUGUAGUUUCAUUUAGUUGUUUAGUGCUUGUGUUAUUCAGUUGUCUUAAAAUCAUAUACCAAGUGAUGUGUUGUAAGUCACUCUCAAACUAUAUUGUUCAUUUUUUUUUCAAAUGUUUGCUGAACCGGUUGCACCUGAAUAAUUUGCUGUGAUAAAUGAGCCAGGUAGUAAUUUUAGAUGGAGGAGAAAAAAAGAUGUCCUGGGAUAAGUUAUGUGAAAAAAAACACAUUCAAAUUCUUGCUAAUGAUUUGCUCUACUGAACAUUUUUUUUUAUUCUGUAUUCAUUCAGCUUUGAGUUUUAAAGAAUUUUAUAUCUAAACAUUAUAUGAUAUCAUUUGUAACAUACUUCAGGGAAACUAGUUAUGUUUCCAAAUGAACCCAGUUCUUUUACUCUGAAAAGUCAUUUAAAGGGGACCCAGUUAUUAAUAUAAGUAUUUGCAUUAUGUUACCAAAGGAAGUUUGCUUCUUGUGAAGUUAAUGAUGCCGAGGGAGGGAGUGUAAAGACUUGCUGCCUUUUUGUAGAACAAGACAUUCCAGAAAAAAGUGUUUCUUUACAGAUUUAUUCUUACAACAGAGAUAACAAAAUAUUUACAAGUAUUUUUACUGAAUGUAUAAUUUUGUCAGUAAAUUUAGAUAUUCUUUUGUAAUGAAAAGGCAGUUCCCUUGUCUAAAUAUCAUCAGAAAAAUGCAUAAAUCAUCAAAAAGAUUUUGAUUAUAUUACUAGCUUUGUAAUAAAGAUGAUAAAAACAUGAAAUUUUAGUACGUGAAAAGAGGAGUUACAAUUUUAUCAGAUAUUUUGAUAGGUGUCUAUGAAAGUCAUAGAAUUUUAAGGUACUAUUUUCCAAUUUUGUGAAGGCCUGGAUGAAGGAGAGCUAGCAUUAUGUUUUAUUUUAGGUGUUUUUAAAAAUGCCAAAUGGACAUUACAUUGUUUUUUAUCUUAAUUUCUUCUCCUUUCUGUAAUUUUGUUUUUGUUUUUCCUAGCUGUAUAAAAAUUUGUUAGCUAGUUUUGAUUAAUAGUUAUACAGCAAGACAUUGAAUGAAUAGUUUUUUGUCUUUUUUGACUGUAUUUUAAACAUGUAAAUUCCAGAGCUUGUGUGCAAAUACAUAACAUUUUUUAAUUAGCCCACAAUUAUUUUAUUCCUUAGUUUAUGGAUUUUAUUUUUGAAAAGCUCUGACACGUGAUAGCAAAAUAAAAUUAAAGUAAUUAGGUAUUUUUUUAGAACAGUUUAUUGAUUUCUGGAAACAUGAAACAGGUGGUAAAAAAAUAAAUGAAAUACCGGUGACAAAACUACAUCACGUCUGUAAUCGGUAUUGUUCAUGUGCCGACAGACAGGAAUGAUCUCCUUCGACAGAACCGGUGGCAUAUUGUGCUUGAGACAAAUGAGAAACACCAUCAGUUUUGGAGGUUUCUAUUGGUUAAAUCUACGAACCUUGACUCCAGCACCUUCAGAUGUAUUGUGAAUCGUGUACACAUCACUGGAAAACAAAUGAUGAGGUUAUAAUUACAUCUGCAUUGAUUUAUUUUCAUUGGCAGUAAAGUAAAAAAGUUGAUUUUACAAAUAUUUUUACACAUCGAAAACCAGUUGUAUCGGAUUAGCUGCGGUGGGGAAAAAAGUCAAUUUCUCUAUUACUUCAUAUUUUUGGAAAUCGGGAAAAACAAGUGUGGCAGAUCCAUAAACCAAGGAAUAAAAUAAUUGUCACCUUAUUUAUUUAAAUAUGAUUACAUUUGAGCAUAAUAACAAAUUUGAAGUUCCUUUUUUUUAUUUGAUUAGAAAAUAGAGCUCAAAACUAACAUAUUCUUGUAUGAAACUGACCUAGGAACUACUUAAAAUUGUGUGGGAUUUUUGUGAAAUUAUAAAACUAUAAUUCAAAUUAAAAAAAAAACUGUGCCAAUUAGAUAUGAUUAGAUAAAGAUCCGAAAAAGGUAAUAAAUAUGUAAACAGUGUU
This is a messenger RNA of Penaeus vannamei (Pacific white shrimp), 4204 nucleotides long. RefSeq lists its product as uncharacterized. NCBI's taxonomy places the organism in Eukaryota, Metazoa, Arthropoda, Malacostraca, Decapoda, Penaeidae. The record is from RefSeq and is a predicted model, not a curated record. Gene Ontology annotation, molecular function: palmitoyltransferase activity; protein binding.